Molecule: messenger RNA, 2899 nt
Organism: Juglans microcarpa x Juglans regia
Lineage: Eukaryota; Viridiplantae; Streptophyta; Magnoliopsida; Fagales; Juglandaceae
Product: protein VACUOLELESS1
Exons: 15
Coding region: 184-2733 (849 amino acids)
Biological process (GO): intracellular protein transport; endosomal transport; vacuole fusion, non-autophagic
Cellular component (GO): HOPS complex; endosome; lysosomal membrane
Molecular function (GO): actin binding
Source: RefSeq, a predicted model, not a curated record
AAUUUUUCGAUUCCAAAUAUGAUUAGAACUCGAGUCCGAACUGAAUUUCAUCUCUAACGGCUUAAAACACCUCAAAAAGAAGGAAGAAGGAAGCCAGAGAACCGAGAAACCCAAUCCAUGAAUCGAAGCUCUCCCAUCAAGCCUUCACCCUAAUAUUUUCGAUCCCCCUUUCCUUUCCUACAAAUGGCGAACGUCUCGGUGGCCGCUGAGUGGCAGCUCCUCGGCGAUCGCUAUUACCGCAAGCCUGAUCUCUACCACCCGUUGCGGUGGAAGCACAUCGACCUUAGUCGUAAUAAGGUCGCCUGCGCUCCCUUCGGAGGGCCCAUCGCCCUCAUCCGGGACGACUCCAAGAUCGUCCAGCUCUACGCCGAGUCUGCCCUCCGCAAGCUCCGCAUCUUCAACUCCGCCGGUGUCCCACUCUCCGACACCAUCUGGAAGAACCCCGGAGGCCGACUGAUCGGCCUCUCUUGGACCGACGACCAAACCCUCGUCUGCAUCGUCCAAGACGGCACCGUUUACCGCUACACCGCCCACGCCGAGCCCCUUGAGCCCAACUUCUCGAUCCUAGGGCAAGAGUACCUGGACGAGAACGUGGUCGAGUGCGUUUUCUGGGGAAACGGUGUCGUCUGCGUGACGGACGCUUGCAAGGUCUUUUCCAUUGCUGAUUUUAAGAGCAAAAGCCCGAGGCCAUUGAGGCUUGCGGACCCGGCACCGGAGGGGAUCGAGGAGCUGCCGCAUUGCGUCGCCGUGAUCGAGCCCCAGUACACCAUGUCCGGGAACGUAGAGGUUCUUUUGGCGAUUGGCGAUGGGGUGGUGAUGGUGGAGGAGGACGAGGUACAGCCGUUGCCAUUGCCACCCGGCGAUGGACCGCUUCAGAAGAUGGUGGUCUCAGGGGACGGGAGGUUUGUCGCGUCUUUUACGCACGAUGGCCGAAUGGCGGUGUACUCUACGAGGUUCGAGAAGAUCUUUGAAUACGAAUGCGAGUCAGCUCUUCCUCCUGAGCAGCUAGCAUGGUGUGGUUUAGACAGUGUGCUACUGUAUUGGGAUGAUAUGCUUCUGAUGGUGGGUCCUUCUGACGAACCGGUGCGCUACCUGUAUGAUGAACCAAUAGUUCUUAUCCCCGAGUGUGAUGGAGUGAGGAUAUUGUCUAACUCAAGUAUAGAAUUUCUACAACUGGUGCCUAAUUCCACUGUAUCCAUCUUUAAGAUUGGGAGUACAUCGCCUGCUGCUUUACUGUAUGAUGCUUUGGAUCAUUUUGACAGGCGCAGUGCCAAGGCAGAUGAAAACUUGAGAUUGAUAAGAUCCUCCUUGUCAGAGGCUGUUGAAGCAUGUGUUGAUGCAGCUGGUCAUGAAUUUGAUGUUUCACGACAAAGGACACUGCUAAGAGCUGCCAGCUAUGGCCAAGCCUUUUGCAGCAAUUUUCACCGUGACCGUAUUCAAGAAAUGUGUAAAACUUUGCGAGUCUUAAAUGCUGUGCGCAGCCCUGAGAUUGGCAUUCCUCUCAGUAUCCAGCAAUAUAAGCUACUUACACCGUCUGUUCUGAUUGGUCGUUUGAUUAAUGCACACCAACACCUUCUUGCCCUGCGGAUAUCAGAUUACCUUGGAAUGAAUCAAGAGGUGGUGAUAAUGCACUGGGCAUGUUCAAAGAUAACUGCUUCAUUAGCAAUCCCUGAUGCCACUCUCCUUGAAAUCUUACUGGAUAAGUUGAAAUUAUGCAAAGGAAUAUCCUAUGCUGCAGUUGCUGCCCAUGCUGAUAAGAAUGGCCGCCGGAAAUUAGCUGCUAUGCUUGUUGAACAUGAACCACGUUCCUCAAAACAGGUCCCUCUUCUUUUAAGCAUAGGAGAAGAAGAUACAGCUUUGAUUAAGGCAACUGAAAGUGGUGAUACUGACCUUGUUUAUCUUGUUCUGUUCCAUAUCUUGCAAAAGAGGCAACCGUUGGAGUUUUUUGGAAUGAUACAGGCCAGAACCCUGGCACGGGAUUUAUUUAUAAUUUAUGCACGGUGUUAUAAGCAUGAAUUCCUGAAGGACUUCUUCCUAUCAACUGGACAACUCCAAGAGGUUGCUUUUCUGUUAUGGAAAGAAUCAUGGGAACUAGGAAAGAAUCCCAUGGCAAGCAAAGGAUCUCCACUCCAUGGUCCACGCAUAAAACUUACUGAGAAGGCCCACAAUCUUUUCUCAGAAACGAAGGAACAUACCUUUGAGUCAAAGGCUGCUGAAGAGCAUGCAAAAUUGUUAAGAAUGCAACAUGAGUUGGAGGUGACUACAAAGCAGGCCAUUUUUGUUGAUUCAAGCAUUAGCGACACAAUUCGCACGUGUAUUGUAUUGGGAAAUCAUCGAGCUGCAAUGAAAGUGAAAACAGAAUUCAAGGUUUCUGAGAAGAGGUGGUAUUGGCUUAAGAUCUUUGCUUUGGCCACGAUCAGAGAUUGGGAUGCACUGGAAAAGUUCUCAAAGGAGAAGAGACCGCCAAUUGGCUACCGUCCAUUUGUGGAGGCCUGCAUUGAGGCAGACGAAAAAGGGGAAGCUCUAAAAUAUAUCCCCAAACUCACAGAUCCUCGAGAAAGAGCUGAGUCUUAUGCUCGGAUUGGCAUGGCCAAGGAAGCUGCUGAUGCUGCAUCGCAGGCGAAAGAUGGUGAAUUGCUUGGUAGAUUGAAAUUGACCUUUGCACAGAAUGCAGCCGCUUCAUCAAUUUUUGAUACGCUUCGUGACAGACUUUCCUUCCAAGGAGUUUCUUAAACUUCCAACUUUAUUUUUAUUUUCUCAUCUUCGCAAUCUUUUCAUCGGGGGCUUUUUUUUUUUUUGGUGCAAUUUCUCCUUUAAGUAGUGUAUAUUUGCGAAUGUAUGUAGUAGAGACCGUAGUUUCGUUUCUCGAGAUGAUUAAUGCCACUGAAAGUUCAGUCCA